CCGUCAAUAUUUUCCAAACAUUUCGUUUAUUUAUUUUUUCUUUAGGCGGGGAUAAAUAGUUAGAACAAAUUAUUUUAUAUUUGUUCAGCCAUGUAAGGGGAGAGAGUGAAGGAAUUUAGACCAUCGAAAUAUAUUUGUAUAUUUGUCUCUCUCUUCUUGUUAUAGUAAUAGUAAUUCCCACCCUCUUUCUCUUAGUUUUCGUCGUGUUUCUUUUCGUCGCUUCUCCCAUCAACAUUGUUUUUCUAUCCAAAGCCUGCAUGGAUUGUAUUCAGCGUUAGGCGUGUAAAUGGAUGCAACAAGAAACCGUGGGAGGGGCAAAAUUUUUGCCUGUUUUAGGCCGCUUGCCAUCGAAGACUAUGAACCGGUCUCCGACUCCGCUUCGGUGCAAUCUUCCGGCGACGAGGGCAGCCCAUGGAGGAAGAAGAGGCUCCGCCGUAGUUUGUCCGCCGCCCUCAAGGCCGUUAUCUUUAGGACCGCACUGCUGAAGAAAUCUAAGAGCGCAAAUGAUGGCGGAGAAGAUACCGAUGGAUACAGAAUCAACUUCUCACCCUUCAGAGGCAGAAGUUUUAUAAAAUCAAAGAGGAAGAAUGCGUCGAACAAACCGCCGUUAGCGCCCGACGGAAGUUUCUGGUCCCACUCCAACCGUUCACCGCUAUUCUCGUCGGACGGAAGCCGAACGCCGUCGAUGUCUUCGCUCUCCGCGUCCUCCCGCUCCUCCCCGGCUCGGUCGGAAUCUGACAGCAUCCAACGAUGUGUUUCCAUCGACUAUUUCAGGCAAACAAACCCGAAGCAAAGAAUGAUGAAAAAAUGCAUCAUACCUUAUCUGGAAAUAUGUGUGCUAUUGGUGUGCUUGGCUGCAUUGAUUUGGGGGAAGGUUUUGGCGAUAGUGGCUUGCACUUCAGCGUGGUUGUUCAUCGCUCCCGGCGGCCGGAGCCGCAAGCUCAGACGGGCUGACUCGUACGAGUUGAGCGACUCGGAGGAGUACAAGAAGCGGGUGAUCAUGGAAGGGUUGCUGGAGAGAGAUCGCUCUAGGGUUUUGCAGUAUUCAACAUAAUUUCUACUGGUGGACAAAUUGAAAAUUCUUAAUUUUCUUUUUGUUUUUCUGUGUUUUUUGUCGCUCUCCUUCUUGUGAAGGAAGUGUUAUUAAUAGUUAUCGGUGUUUCUGUUUUUCUCAGGGGGCUAAGCUAAGUUUAGCUCACUUGUAAUGUGUAUCAAAUAAUUGUACAUAAUUAAUGUAAUCUGUAUAAUAAAUCUUUGAUCUCUUCUUGAA
Messenger RNA from Salvia miltiorrhiza (redroot sage), 1270 nucleotides. RefSeq lists its product as uncharacterized. The transcript has 2 exons. NCBI's taxonomy places the organism in Eukaryota, Viridiplantae, Streptophyta, Magnoliopsida, Lamiales, Lamiaceae. The coding region runs from base 287 to 1054 and encodes 255 amino acids. The record is from RefSeq and is a predicted model, not a curated record.